UACGAGACAAGGAGAUAACCACAAUAUGUCAGAGGAAACCACGAUCACCGGCCCUCCCAAAAUGCCCCCCGUUGUCAAACGAAUCGAAGAGCAGACCCCGGAAUCUCCAACACCGGUGUGUGUGCUGGUGGUCGGGAUGGCGGGUUCUGGGAAGACCACGCUCAUGUCACAGCUCCAGGAUUCCACCAUAGACUACGACGACGAAGAGGACAUCGAGGGCGAAGAAGCGAAAGAGAAAACGGCAGGGGGCGACGAUGGGCAGAACGAGGAGGACKACAUUGACAACGAGGAGGACACGAAAYCCCAAGAAAAAAGCAUGCCUGCCUAUUGCAUCAACCUGGAUCCAGCUACCCUCGACGUCCCAUACAGUCCCUCGAUCGACAUCCGCGACACGGUCGACUACAAAGAAGUCAUGAAACAGCACCGCCUGGGACCGAACGGAGCGAUCAUGACCUCCCUCAAUCUCUACGCCACCAAAUUCGACCAGGUCAUCCGCAUCCUCGAGGAAAGGGCCGACGAAAAGAAACUUUCGGAGUUCUUGCUGGUGGACACACCGGGACAGAUCGAGGCCUUUACGUGGUCUGCCUCGGGCGCCAUUCUCAGCGAGUCGCUCGCCUCUACCUUUCCCACCGUCAUGGUCUUUGUCGUGGACACGGUUCGGUGCGCCAGCUCGCCGAAUACCUUCAUGAGCAACAUGCUGUACGCCUGUUCCAUGUACUACCGAACAAGGCUGCCACUCGUGAUUUGCUUCAACAAGACGGAUGUUUGCUCGCACGAGUUCUGCAUGGAGUGGAUGCAGGACUUUGAGGCCUUCCAGGAGGCCCUCGACAACGCCCGGAGCGAGGGAGACGGCGGCGGCGAGUCGGGGUUCUACGAUUCGCUCACCCGGAGCUUGUCCCUCGUGCUYGACGAGUUCUACACGGAAUUCAGCAAGAACGCCUGCGGGGUCUCGGCGGUGACCGGGGACGGGAUCGAGAACUUCUGGAGCAAGAUCCGGCAGGCCGCGGACUCGGACUUUGGGGAAUACCUCGAAGACCUGCAACACCGCAUAGAGGAACAGGAGGCCAAGCGGCAGGCCAUGGCACGGGUUCAAGCGAGACGGAUGCAGCGAGACGUCGAACGGGACAACGCCAACCUCCCCGGAUGAGCAAACGAAACUAUAGUUCGCA
This is a messenger RNA of Pseudo-nitzschia multistriata, 1169 nucleotides long. NCBI's taxonomy places the organism in Eukaryota, Bacillariophyta, Bacillariophyceae, Bacillariales, Bacillariaceae. The record is from the annotation of a GenBank genome assembly.